ACAUAAAAUGAAAUCUCAUUUACUACUUGGCGAUGUAAUACGAGUUCUGUAUUUGUUACUUACAAAUCGUAAACACCAGCCGAUUGCUUUACAAGUAUUAAAACACUGUUGGCUAUUCUGUCAUCGAGUUCCCCUAGCUGAUAUACGUCUUUUUACAUUGAGUGGUGGUUUAUCAUCACGAAACUCUGCUCAUCUGUCUCAGUAUCCAUUGGUAAUUUCAGAGCCAUCACUACUAUUUGUUGUCCGAUGGUCCUCUGACAGUUUGUUGAAGCGGACACUAGACAUUGCUUGUAGCUGUCUACCACGUGACCGAUGCUGGUACAAUUGCUGUCCAGAAAGACUUCUACAGGCAUUAUCACGUUUAAUAUUCAGACCUGAUGCGAAAAAGUACAUUUUUAAUAUGUCAAAAUAUCUUUCAUCGAAAUGUCGACAGAUUUCAAAUGCUUCUUCAUCGUCAGCAUCAUUAGAUGUGUUGUCGGAUCGAAAUGAUCGUGAUGAUGAUUUUGAGUUACCUGCACCUAAUCCGGUGGAUGAUAAUAUUAUGCGUGAAAGAAAUUUACACGUGGAAUUGUGCAAGUGUCUUCCUGAGUCAGUUUCGUGUUUCCUAAGAAGGAAGAUCGGCUUAUCUUCGCACCACAUUGCGUCUUUCGGAUUUCUAAUUAGAUCUUUUCAUAAUACAUGCCUACAUGUUCUGAGUGAGGCUAAGAAGACUCCAGGUUGUAAUUCAAAUGCUCAAAUAGACAAGAGUGUCUCCUUGAAUCUGUUCAGUAGUAUGGAAUGUCUACAUCGAGGUAUAUCUGUUUGUUUGUGCCGAUUAUGUGAUUCGUAUGCAUCACUUAUGUCAGCUGGUGCUUGUUUGAAGGCGAAGCAUAAACUCGCGAAUACAGACAGUAAUUCUGUUCAAUCACGUUCUUCUAUGCGGCUGGCUCAUAAACGAGCUCGUCUUUUUGAAUCGGAAUCAUGUGCACGAGAUAACGUUAUUAGUAUAUUAGCGGAAGAGGUUUGUGUUCCCCUCCAUAAUGUGUUAAAUUUCCUGGAGAAAAUGUACCACACGUUGUGUAGUAUAACAUCGAGUGAUUUCUUGCUUGGUCCUUUCUUCGGUUGUGACAACAAGGAUACUAGUUUACUGCCUUCAAAACAGUGUGUAUUCGAUUCCAUUGUAUAUACACGAGGACUUGUUAACUGGAAUGCGUCAUCAAGAGAGCAGUGGGAUUUUGAGACGCUUACGAAUAUUGCUUUCUUCUUACUCAAGUAUCUCACCACCGAUGUCUUCGGACAUAUUCGUGGUCUGUGUGAAAGUGUGUUUUCGUUGAAAGAGGAGUUAUCAAAGACUUAUUCCUCCAUAAUGGAGACUUGGGUGCCAGCAUACAAAGAGCAGCUUCCCUCUGUUAGUCCACGUGCUGAUGUUGAUUUGAAGUAUCUCUUCUCAUCUUUGCAGAGUCAAUAUGAUGCAAUUGAGGCUUGGAGUCGACGUCAACAUGAGGUAGAAUUGAAGCAGAUCAGUAGGACUAUGAUUAACUUGCUAAGACAACUGUAUGAUUGUUGGAAAUGUCGGUCUCUGUGUAACGAUUUAAAGUUACCAUGCCGUCGUUUAAAUAUUCCAUAUGGUUCAAAAAAUGGUUCAUCCCGGUCUGUGUUGAAUAAGUUCAAUGUGAAUGCUAUAUUGCCAUGGCCACCGCAAUCCUUAAAUUUUGUCCCAGCCGAACAUCCUAUUCAAGGAAACUCAGUCAGUGGUCUAAGUAAAACUGUUUGUCCGACAAGCGGUGAUUCGGCGGAAGACUUUCCAAAUCCCUUAUCAUCAGGAAAUGCUUGUAAUAAUAGUCCUACUGGAGUUGAUGUUGCGUGCAGAGAAAAGGGAUCUGUUAGAAAUUCAUAUGAUUGUGGGAAAGAAGUUAACGGUAGCCAGUGUUCUCCUCAACCAGUUCGGGUGUGCAUUCCUGUGGUGUCAAAAAACAGUGAUACGUCAUCGGUCGUCACUGAUGCAAGGGACUCAUGUGGAAGUGCUUCUCGAAUGUCAAUUGAUUCCCGAGGUGAAUCAUUGGUUCAGAGUGCUUCGGUUAGUGUAAGUGGAACAACGGAAUGUGCUCAUUCGGAAAACUUUUCAUCAGGCAGUGUUAUGUUGGUCUCAACACAUAGUGAAUGUAAUGAAUCUGAAGCGCAGUCUGUCCCAUCAAACGUUGAUGUGGACGGACUAUCUUCUGUGUGUGUUACAAGCGAUAAUGUUGAGAAUAUGUCUUCACAGCCUAACACAACUGAACUUACGGAAGAUGUUGACGUCACUUCAAAUAAUUCUGUUCCUUCGUCUAAUUCUGAUGGGAUUCCAGAAAGCCUAGGUGCUUCCACAAACAAUCGCAAUUCACCUUUGAAGGAUUCGAGUUGCCAAGAUGAUCAUGAUGAAGAGCCGACAUAUUCUCUUGAGAACAAUUCCGAUGAGAUAUCAGAAAGUGGAUCCCAGUUGUCGUCUGUUAGUACCGUUGUCUCAAUAAACCGGAAGAAUGAAAAGUCAAUAAAGAAGGUGUGCAUUUAUUUACCUAGUAAUACUGUUGCUAACUCUCCUACUGAGAAUAUUGUCUGUCAAUGUAGUGGUGCGGAAGCGCAUUCAGACUCUGAUCAGGUGAACAGUUGCACAAUGACUCUUGAUAGACGGCGAGCUGGGAAACUGAAACGGAAGCUGAAGAAGUUGAACAACUUACCUGUUGGUGGAACGAAUACUUCUGAAAUCUCAGAAACGAAUUCCACCUCACAAAUCGAAAGUCCCUUGUGCUCGUUUGCGUCAACUAGCGACAGUCUCUCAUUGACGGAAUUUACAAAUAGUUUACAUAAUUUGACGAAUAUCCGUGUGGAACAACCGUUUAGUGAUCUUGUGUCUCUUUCUUGUUGGCUGCAAGAGAAAUCUCUGAAUUCUGAAGCUCCUGGACCAGUAACGGCUUCUGUAUUAGGACUGUCUGUGUCCCCACUUUCAACUAUUUCAAUUGACCUGACUUCUGAUGAAUAA
Trichobilharzia szidati is the source of this 2995-nucleotide messenger RNA. The record is from the annotation of a GenBank genome assembly. Lineage: Eukaryota; Metazoa; Platyhelminthes; Trematoda; Strigeidida; Schistosomatidae.